AUGGAUCUUGCAACCUUGUUCGGCAAGCUCCAAGAGUAUGAAAUGGAGCUAACUAGAAUAACCUUGAAGGAACAAGCCAUUAAGAAAAGUAAGGGAAUUGCCUUGAAAGCCUCAACACCAAGCAAAGAGAAGGAUGAGGAAAAAGAAUAUGGAAAUUCCAAAAAUGGUCUUGAUGAAGAUGAGAUGAGUCUCUUCGUAAAGAAGUAUGGAAAAAUUUUUAAGAAGAAUUUUUCAAAGAAAUCCGCAUUUCCUCUUAGAAGAAGAUCUAAAGAUGAAGGAUCCUCACAACUCACCAUCACUUGCUAUGAAUGUGGAAAAACCGGUCACUACAAAUCGGAUUGUACAAAUAUUCAAAAGAAAGACAAAUAUGAAAAGAAGCAAGGCAAGGAUAGAAGGAACUUCAAGAAGGCUUAUCUUGCUUGGGAUGAUGAAUCUAGCUCUUCCGAUGAUGACUCCAAGGAAGAAGCAAACCUAUGCUUCAUGCAAGAUAGGAGACCACCGGAGAAAUCAAGCAAAGGAACUCAACAUAUAUUUCUAAUGGCAAAUGAGGACAAAGAUGAAUCCGAAACCGAGGUAAACUCAUCUUGCUCUACUAUUUCCCCUUCAUAUGAUGAGUUUUCUGACAUGUUUGAAUAA
This is a messenger RNA of Gastrolobium bilobum, 636 nucleotides long. RefSeq lists its product as uncharacterized. Gene Ontology annotation, molecular function: nucleic acid binding; zinc ion binding. The transcript has a single exon. The record is from RefSeq and is a predicted model, not a curated record. The coding region runs from base 1 to 636 and encodes 211 amino acids. Lineage: Eukaryota; Viridiplantae; Streptophyta; Magnoliopsida; Fabales; Fabaceae.